AUGUCGUCUGAGCCAGUGAUCGGAGACCAGGUCGUAGCCCCUAGUGCAGGAGCAGGGACGAUCGUCAAGGAGCUCGCCGCCGGCACUAUCGCAGGUUGGGCCCGUGAGUCUUGUGACUCUUGUCAGCCGUGCAACAGCAGCCAGUACAGCACCUCUCUUUGCUUCUCCGGGAUCAGUCGAUAGAGCUGAAAUGAAUGCUUCGCGGGUGAUCAGAGGUCAUGACGGGUCAACCUGUGUGUUUACGUCCCCAUCUCCCUCGCGUACUCGGCGCGAGCGAAUGCCGAUAGGCGGCUCACAGCCUUCUCGCUUCACUUUCCUAGUUCGACAUUGUCAAAGUGCGAUUGCAGUCCGGCACGCAGUACUCGGGUGCUUUGGAAUGUGCCACUCGGAUCCUCAAAGAUGAGGGUGCCCUCGCGUUCUACAAAGGUGAGGAACACAUUGGCGGACUCCCGAGUCGAAACCGAGCUGAAUUUGCACUCGGUCCCUUCUUCCCGUCGACCUAUGUCCACAGGCACAUCGAUGCCAUUGGUUGGUAUCGGUGCGUGUGUUUCACUUCAGUUCGCGUGUCUACAGGCCGGGAAACGAUUCUUUGCGUACGUUCUCACUGCAUGAGUCCGCGCCGAGCGGCGGACUGGCCCUUGCUGCCUGUUCGGCGGCCGCGUCAACUUUGCGCUCUGCUCUGACAAAUCGCGCAACUUUCCACAAAAGCUCACAAAACGUCGGCAAAGUCAACCUGAGCCUGUCGCUCGGACAACUGUACUUGGCCGGCGCGUUUGCAGGAGUCGGCAACUCGAUCGCUUCGACGCCGGUCGAACACAUCCGUAUCCGGUUGCAGACACAGACGACCGCGCUGUACUCGGGCCCCGUUGAUGCAAUCAGCAAGAUCUACCGAACUGACGGGUGAGUACAAAUCAGAAUACUGCGCGUGUACGCCGUUUGUAUUGAAGCGGGGCACUUGGGAUAGUAUCCGAGGGAUCUACAAGGGCCAGGGUAUCACUUUGCUGCGCGAGUUCCACGGAUACGGCGCCUACUUCCUCGGCUACGAGGCUUUCGUUGAGUACCAACUGCGGUCCAAGAACUUGACCCGCAAGGAGCUGCCGAUGGCGAGCGCCGCACUCGGGGGUGUGGCUGCGGGUUACGCGAUGUGGUUCACGUAGGUAUUCUUUUUUGAGAACUUUAGUGCCUUGAAGGCACACGAUCCUCUAAUGCGUGCGACACAUCCCUUCCCUGCAGGACCUACCCCAUCGAUGUCAUCAAGUCGCGCAUCCAGACAGAUGGCUUUGCCUCUCAAGCCGGGACAGCUGCGAAGAAGUACAACGGGUCAUGGGAUUGCGCGAAGCAGCUUUACAGGGAAGCGGGGCUCAAGGCAUUCACCAAGGGCUUGACACCGACAUUGAUUCGGUAAGUCCGCUCCAACAAUUCUGCCUUUUAUUUCCGAAGGGUCGAGCUAAACUCACCCGAAUGUCUCUGGCAGUUCCCCCGUCGUCAAUGGUCAGCCCCUGUUUCUCUGGUCGGAUCAUCGCUCGCGAGAGCACACACAUCUGACGCCGGCCGACCCUUGCACUUUUUUACAGGCGUCACUUUUUUGGUGUUCGAGCAAGUCAUGCAGGUUAUUGGAUAG
Microbotryum saponariae is the source of this 1621-nucleotide messenger RNA. Lineage: Eukaryota; Fungi; Basidiomycota; Microbotryomycetes; Microbotryales; Microbotryaceae. The record is from the annotation of a GenBank genome assembly.